CGCGUCAAUCUCCGAUGCGUGAAUCGGUACGGCGACAGUCCCCUUUCCGUGAAUCCGCCUCCGAAUCAGACUCUGGCUAUACUAUCCCGAUGAAGAAGAAAAUCGUUACUGAAAGCCGGAAAAAUUCGAGACCAGAGGGCGUCGUUAAAAAUGGGCUUUUUGUUUCUUCUUCUGAUCAAAAAGUCGAAAGUUCGAAGAAAUCGUCUACAGUGUCAGACAUCAAUGGGGUUAGAGGAAAAGAAGUCAGAUCAUCGAGGAUCUAUAUACGUUUCAAAAAGACCAAGCCCGAUGAAGCCGUAGAAGAUGGGGGUAAAGUUAUUGAGGUUGUUCAAGAUGAGGAGAAGAUUGAUGAGGUUAGAGACGAGGGAAAAACAAUUGGGGCUGAAGGAGAAGUGGAAGAACCGAUGCCCAAGACAUGGAAUUUAAGGCCAAGAAAGCCUAUAUGCAAGCCGCUGAACAUCAAUGGAGGAACAUCAAAAUUUGGUGGAUCUUCGGUGCAAGAGAAUAAAGCCCAAUUGCAUCAGGUGAACUCAGAUCGGUUGGAAUCAGAAGGGAAUGGUUCAGAAAAAAAGGAGAAGAAGCAGAAGUUCUCUAUUUCUCUUUCACGGGAAGAGAUUGAAGAGGAUAUCUUUAUUCUGACUGGAUCGAAGCCAGCAAGGAGGCCGAAGAAGAGAGCAAGGAAUGCCCAGAAAGCAGUAGAUAAUGUACUCCCUGGUAUGUGGUUGGCGUCAGUGACCCCGGAUUCAUACAAAGUCGAAAAUCCUUCGAAGGGUUAAAUAAGUCUGUGACGGCUAUCCUUCAAGUGUUUUGUGGAAGUUUCAAGGUCAAUAACUUCCAAAUUUUGUGAUUCCAUUUGAAGGUAUUAGUAGCUAUAUUUCUGUAAAGAUGACAGAGAAAUUAAGUAUUACUUUUUGCUCUCCUUCUAUCUAUUUUGGGAUGGAGCUUCACUUAGUUGGAUGAAGAGGUUUUUGUUUCUCUGUGUUAACAUUUUAAAUAGUUUGCGAUGUACAUAAGAAUUAUCUUUCGAUUUAUUAGAGGUUCAUUUGCAAUAUCUUUAAUGUGUUACUUGUUAGUUCCUAGUUCCUAUGUGUUGUGUCUUGUUUGCCAAAUGCUCUGAAGAUGCAGUGCAAGAACUUUGUUGUGUGAACCCCAAGUAGCUGGGAUACCAU
Ilex paraguariensis (yerba mate) is the source of this 1169-nucleotide messenger RNA. Lineage: Eukaryota; Viridiplantae; Streptophyta; Magnoliopsida; Aquifoliales; Aquifoliaceae. The record is from the annotation of a GenBank genome assembly.